AUGGCUGAUGUUACAAAUUACACCUUCAUCGCGGCGGAAACUUUCCUCGAUGAGACGCACCGAACCCCCAUUGAUAUUGCAAAAAACGAUAGAGAUGAUAUUGUCUGCGCUUCGAACAAGAUCAAAGGCCACAAUGUCGUGAUCGCCGUCUCACUCAGCGGGGAGUAUAAGCCAGAUUCGGCAGCGGUAGUGGCUCAAGGUACGCUGAGCAGAUUUCCCAAUAUACGCAUUGGGCUUUUGGUCGGUGUUGGCGGCGGCUCACGUUACUCGAGGCACGGCAUACAACUCGGUGAUGUUGUGGUUGGCAGUCAUGGAGUCUUCCAGUUUGGCCUCAGGAAAUCACUCCAAGGCGAGGAUUCUUCUUUGGAGCAACCGGUAUCCUUGAAUCAACCGCCGGUAGCGAUUCGAUCAGCUGUCUCCAUCCUCGAUCUUGAGUACAAACAAGACGAUUAUCGCCUGCAUUGGAAGAUCAAAAGAGCGCUCGGAGGGUGGCCGUAUUUGCAAGAUUAUGCGCGGCCCCCUUCACAUAGGACUACAGGAGACGAUCAUCACAGUGCGCUUCCUCGUGAACAAGCUCAUCUCGUAAAGUUGGCGGAGAGAGAUAGUUCCAAAAUUCACCACGGCCGGAUUGCUAGUUCGAACCGGAUCAUGAACAAUGCAACUGCCGGGGCAUUUCCCGGCGACCUAUGCUUCGAGACUGAGGCAGCUGGUCUAACAGACCGUUUUCCAUGUCUGCUACUCCGCGGAAUCUGUGACUACUCUGAUGCAUCUAAGCACAAGGGAUGGGAACGUUUCGCAGCCGUGGCGGCGGCUGCUUAUGCAGCGGACCUGCUACGCUCCAUAAAGCCUCAAACGAUUGAAACCGAGAAGCCAAUCCUGGGCAUCCUGGGUCAAAGUCAGUAUAUUAGUCCGAGUUCAAAUGGCACCAUCUAA
Messenger RNA from Colletotrichum godetiae, 933 nucleotides. Its product is annotated as nucleoside phosphorylase domain-containing protein. Gene Ontology annotation, biological process: nucleoside metabolic process. The transcript has 3 exons. The record is from RefSeq and is a predicted model, not a curated record. Gene Ontology annotation, molecular function: catalytic activity. NCBI's taxonomy places the organism in Eukaryota, Fungi, Ascomycota, Sordariomycetes, Glomerellales, Glomerellaceae. Bases 1 to 933 code for a protein of 310 amino acids.